UAACCCCCCUCCCUCCCCACCACAUUUUGCAGAUCUCUUCUUCACGCCCAUUCCCUCUCCCUCAGAUCUCCCUUCUCUCCAUAUCUCCGGCGGUCCUCAUCAGCGCGCCGUGUCCUUCGCCGUUACAACUGACCCACGGUUGCCGCCACCUCCGUCCUGUCAAUCUCCCCCAUCACUCCGAGUCAUGCCGUCGAUAAAGUCCCCGUCUCCAAAUCCCGCUGCUCCCUUCAGUCCCGGUCACUCCGCCAUCUCAGCCAAAAUCUCCCGUUCUGGCGAUGCCGUAAAAGAAGAAGGAAGAUGGGGUGGCGAUCUGGGAGGAUCGGGCGAUGAGCGGGAAGCAGGGGCAGUGUAGGAGUUGAAGGUGUGCACCAAUCAGGAUCUCGACGACAACGACGAUGAUGCGGCGGAGAGGAUGGGAAAGGCGGCUAUGAACUGUCGAGGAGAAGAGAGAAGGAAGAGAGCAUUUGCUACCUCAAUGAUAACUGGGAUUUAAUGUGUAAGUAUGGAAAAGUGUUUGCCAAGGGAGGUGCUUGGUUUCGUCAGGGUUCCUUUGACUUGUGGAUGGAAUUUGCUGCUAAAAUGGGAGACGUCGAUUCACUUUGGAAAGUUGAUAAAAUAAGAUCAGAAUCCAUGAAUCAUCACACUAUUUCGAGUGCCUUUUCAUGUGCUAAGUGACGGCAUGGAAAGUCUCUUUCAAGGUCAUUCAGAGAUGUUUGGGAAGAACAAUAAUGGGCUUCAUAAGGGAAGAGUCAUCAUUACCAAAGAUAAAAAGGAAGACCCGACGGGUUUUCUUCUAUUAGCUUUUCAAGAAGACAGCCGCAGAAAUCUAAAUUUGAAGGCUACCAUGGUGAGAGAGAAGAAAUCCAAAGACCCCCAAGGGGAAACACCGCCUUCAUCGUGUUUAUCUACAUUCCCGCCGCUGAAGGCCGUUGGCGGUGGCGGUGCCCCCUGCUUCGAUCCCAAGGCAGCAGCCGCCUCCUCACACUCCAUCUCCUCCCAUCUCUUCAUCCCAUCCACACCCUACAUGUCUUUCUACCUUCCCACCAUUGAUGGCCGGCGGUGGCGGCGCCUCCCCGCGAAGCCAUCGUCUGUUUCGAUUCCAUCAGCUCAUAUCCCUGUUUCAGAUCCUUCUACACGUUUGACCAGCGGCCAAUGCCCUGCAACGCGCCAUUGUAAUCGUAUGUCAACGUUCCUCCAAGUCCAAGGCAACAGCAGCCGCCGCCGCCUCCCGCGCUAGCUGUGGAGGCUCGGACCCUCUUACUUCCGCCGCUAGAAGCAAAGGGAAAGAAAAAGAGGUGAAGGAAGUUAUAACUCUCGAACAUCAUUCCAGUAUGUAUAUUUUGUUUUCAUUUUCUUAACCCUUUUUUCUAGCCUAUGUUUGGUAAAUCUAUAUUUAGUCUAUAAUUAUCAACAAACUUUAGAGAAAGAAAUGGUAAUAGAUUCAAAAAACGGUGUUGGGAUUAUCCAUGAACGGAUAAAGCUCUGAAACCUCGUUUAGGAGAGCACUCUGGUACACCUUUGUUCCUCCAAGCUUUUUCAAAUGAAUCCUAUAAGGUGCU
This is a messenger RNA of Cuscuta campestris, 1559 nucleotides long. The record is from the annotation of a GenBank genome assembly. Lineage: Eukaryota; Viridiplantae; Streptophyta; Magnoliopsida; Solanales; Convolvulaceae.